This is a messenger RNA of Macrosiphum euphorbiae (potato aphid), 678 nucleotides long. NCBI's taxonomy places the organism in Eukaryota, Metazoa, Arthropoda, Insecta, Hemiptera, Aphididae. The record is from the annotation of a GenBank genome assembly.
AUGCCAGGAAAAAUUCCAUUAGACAAAGCCACACUCAUGAUUCCCACAUGUACCGGCGAACGGGACGUGUACCAAUUCAUGAAAGCUUGCGAUUUGGCUUGUUCAGCCGUAGAAAAGGAAGACCUACCCAUACUUACGAAAUUUAUUAAUACCAAGCUGUUCGACCAAGCUCUAAAUGUAUGUCGAUAUAGGGACACUAGCGAUUGGGAAGGUAUUAAAUUAAUUCUGUUAGAUGCAUUCGAACCACAACAAUCGACAUCGUCAUUACAAGUGGCAUUAAAUUUUGUAUGCAUGCGAAGUAACGAAGACGUAGGUGCAUAUGCGCGUAGUGUAGAACAGUUAUAUUGCAAUAUAUGUGUAGCAAGUACAAAAGGUAAAACUACAGAACAGGCAGAUACAAUCCACGAUCAGUUAAAGGAACAGACAUUGGUAGUUUUCAUUAAAGGGUUAAUACCUAGCUUAAAGACCAUCGUGAAAUCUCAAAAACCACCCACUUUAGAAUUAGCUAUCCAGGUUGCUAAAGACGAAGAGACUGAAAUUAAGUCUGAGUCAGAUGCAUACCAAUAUUAUGGAGGCAAUAGUUCAGGUAGACAAGUAAACAACUCCACCGGGGAUACCAGUAAUUCUAAUAGGCGGAAUAAUAAUUUUAAUAACAAUAAUCGUUAUAAUUAUAAUUAG